AUGAGAAAAAUAUUUAUACUCCUCUGUUUCUUUGUGUUAUUGAUGGCAGCCCCAGUACACAUCUGUACGGACCAUUUACACGCUGUUGAAGACGCAAUCACAAAAACAGACGCAGAUAUCACAAAUGACGAAGACAUCGAAAAGGAAAUUUUGGAAGAUUUAGACAGCGCAUUUUCGGAUAUUCGGAACUCGAUAUGUAAAGCGGAUUUUGUGCAAACUGCGGAUAUGAUUGACAAAUUGCGUGAGAAGUUACUCCGAUUGAGACAACGAAAAGCAGAACGAGUGAGAGAGUUUCAACGUAUUGUGAACGCGCUUCCACCACAUAUUCAACACCGUCUUCUUUUCAAAAACAAAUUGGAAAACAGAAUGAGGAUCAACCCGGACUACAUUAGCGUUGCUGACGUCCCCGCAAUUCCGGUCUUUGAAGGAAUGCCCAAUUUAGCGCCCAUCAUCACUAAAAUAGCAGAUGGGUAUGUCAACGAACUCGACGAUGUCGCUGGCGACCAAACGCUCAUCGCUUUCCAACAAAAAUACACGCAACUAAAACGACAAUCGUCUGUCGCUUUUUUGAAGUCGAAAAAGGUGUUAGAAGCCAUUGAAGCCGUGUUUGCAUCGAUUCGAGUCGGUCGACUUGGAUAUACGUCAGCUCAACCUGUGUAUAAAAAGCUUCGAACUAUUUUAACAAAAACUUCUGAUGAAGAAAAGAAGUUGAUAGAAAACAUUGGCAAGUUGAGAGUCAACAUUUUCAAUCGCAAGAAGAAUCUCCUCAAAAAGUUGUUGGCAAGUGGAAGAAUUGUCCAAAAGGAUGUCGUGAACUCUCGAAUUGACUACUUAAAAAAGAUGGCAACAGCAACUCAGGCAAACAGCAAGAUGGAGAACGAGCAGCGGAUUAAAUCACUUUUGGAAGGCAUUGACAACCAAUGGAAAUCACUUCAAGAAUUAAAAUUGAAAGAGUCCGUUGACACGAGUCUCCCCCUUGGCCCCGAGCGUAAGACCAAAGAAGAACCAAUGGACGAGCCUCCAAUGCAAGAGGGUGAAAGGGAAUAA
Molecule: messenger RNA, 1047 nt
Organism: Entamoeba invadens IP1
Lineage: Eukaryota; Evosea; Mastigamoebida; Endamoebidae
Exons: 2
Coding region: 1-1047 (348 amino acids)
Source: RefSeq, a predicted model, not a curated record